This is a messenger RNA of Vanessa atalanta (red admiral), 2089 nucleotides long. It is a transcript of the gene Naprt, whose product is annotated as nicotinate phosphoribosyltransferase. The coding region runs from base 148 to 1950 and encodes 600 amino acids. Gene Ontology annotation, biological process: NAD+ biosynthetic process. The record is from RefSeq and is a predicted model, not a curated record. Gene Ontology annotation, molecular function: nicotinate phosphoribosyltransferase activity. Lineage: Eukaryota; Metazoa; Arthropoda; Insecta; Lepidoptera; Nymphalidae. The transcript has 11 exons.
UCAAACAGUGUUUCAUGUUUGGCGCGCUGAUAAGUUGAGGUUCUUUGAUCACAAUGAAAUUAUUUCUCUCAUUAGUCGCCCGUCAGUUAUCACACAUUGUUUACGUUAACUAUUACCGCUCCCGUAACUUUUUUUAUUAUAUCGGAAAUGUCUAGUGAUAGAAAAAAUAAUAUUAGAGAGAUGGCUCGACAAAAUGGUAUUGUUCAACCCUUAUUAACUGAUUUAUACCAAAUAACAAUGGCAUAUGCCUAUUGGAAGUCAGGGAAAGUUAAUGAUACAGCUGUUUUUGAUUUGUUUUUCCGUACGAAUCCAUUCCAAGGAGAAUUUACAAUUUUUGCUGGUCUCGAAGAGUGUCUUAAAUUCUUAGAAAACUUCCAUUACUCGGACAGUGACAUAGAAUAUUUGAAGCAAACAUUACCGGCAACUAUAGAACAUGAGUUUUAUGACUAUCUUAAGGAUUUAACUUGCAAGGACAUUAAGUUAAGUGCUAUUGAAGAAGGGUCCGUAGUUUUUCCAAGAGUUCCUCUUUUGAGAGUAGAAGGACCUCUCAUAAUUGCGCAAUUACUGGAGACAACGUUAUUGACACUAGUUAACUUCGCAAGUCUCAUGGCGACAAACGCAGCUCGGUAUCGUAUGGUCGCUGGCAAACAUGUCUCGUUGCUUGAGUUUGGUUUACGAAGAGCGCAAGGGCCAGAUGGUGGUCUUUCAGCUUCUAAAUAUGCCUACGUCGGUGGUUUUGACGGUACGAGUAACGUGCUGGCCGGGAAGAUGUUCAACAUACCCGUCAAAGGGACGCACGCGCACUCGUUCGUGACGUCAUUCAGUACGCUGGGCGACAUACACUCGGGCACGCUCAGACACGCAGACACAGAGACUCAGUGCGAUUUCCUAAAGAUGGUGCUCGAGUGUCGGAAGCGCGUCUCUGAGAUCCUAGACGUGUCUCCCGAGGAAGCCAGCGACGGCGAACUGGCCGCCCUAGUGUCGUACGCCCAAGCCUUCCCGGCCGGGUUCUUGGCUCUCGUGGACACGUACGAUGUGAAGAGGUAUAAUAUACAAGGCUUAGCGUCCCGACACGGGCAGCGUACGAAUGGGCAUUCUGGCUACAAUAGCAACUGUGGAUCCAAUGGUCGUAGUAUUCGAAGCCUCUCGGCUAUCCGUAGCGCGCGUGGAUAUAGCACGUUCGAACGCACACUGAGGAGUGGUCUUUUGAAUUUCUGCGCCGUAGCCAUAGCUCUGAAUACGUGUGGGUACAGAGCGGUCGGCAUUCGGAUCGAUAGCGGCGACCUGGCGUACUUGUCCGUGCUCGCUAGGGAAACAUUCAACCAAGUGGCGAAAGAGUUAGAUCUGCCCUGGUUCGCUAAACUAACAAUCGUUGCGUCGAAUGAUAUCAACGAGGAGACGAUUCUAAGUCUCCACGAACAAGGGCACUCCAUCGACUGUUUCGGAAUCGGGACGCACUUAGUUACCUGCCAGCGUCAGCCAGCAUUAGGCUGCGUAUAUAAAUUAGUUGAAAUAAACGGUCAGCCUCGUAUUAAACUUAGUCAAGACGUUGGGAAAGUCACCAUUCCUGGUCAUAAAGAGGCUUAUAGAUUGUUCGGGGCCGACGGACAUGCGUUAAUAGAUUUGCUGCAGCGCUCGACCGAGCCGGCCCCUGAAGUGGGUCAGAAAGUGUUGUGUCGACAUCCGUUCCAAGAAUCUAAACGGGCCUAUGUCAUACCCAGCAAAGUGGAGCAUCUAUAUAAGGUGUACUGGAAUGCAGGAAAAAUAUGCACUUUUCCUAAGCCCUUAGUAGAGGUACGAGAGCGAGUGCAAACAUCUUUACGAACUCUGCGACAGGAUAUUAAAAGAAAUUUAAAUCCUACUCCAUACAAGGUGGCCGUGAGUGAUAACCUCUAUAACUUCAUACACGAUUUGUGGCUGCAGAAUGCACCAAUCGGCGAAUUGUUUUAAUUGGAUUAACGGAAAUUUGGUUUUGAGUAAAAAAAAACUUCCUAUAAUUUAUAUGAUAUGCUUUUAACUAUCAUUUUAUAUUUAAGAGUGCACGAUGCACGUAGUUAUUUAAAUAAAUUUCAGUUUUAUACGGCAUUUG